AUGUGGCUAAACCUUCUCUCCAUACUUGUAGUCCUCAAAGGAGUCCAAUCUCAAGUCCAGUUGGUGGAGUCUGGAGGGGAUGUGAGAAGACCUGGGGAGUCCCUCCGUCUCUCCUGCCAGGCCUCUGGAUUCACCUUCAGCAGCUAUGGGAUGAGCUGGGUGAGACAGGCUCCAGGGAAAGGACUGGAAUGGGUGUCCCUCAUAAACACAGCUUCUAGCACUUACUACUCUGACAAAGUCAAGGGACGCUUCACCAUCUCCAGGGACAAUGCCAAAAGUCAGCUGUAUCUGCAAAUGAACAUCCUCAAAACUGAAGACACAGGAGUCUAUUACUGUGCAAAACACACAGAGAGAAGAAAAUGUCUACCAGAGUGGGCAAACAUGUGGCUAAACCUCGUGUCCUUACUAGCAGUCCUCAAAGGAGUCCAGUCCCAAGUCCAGUUGGUGGAGUCUGGGGGGGAUGUGAGAAGACCUGGGGAGUCCCUCCGUCUCUCCUGCCAAGCCUCUGGAUUCACCUUCAGCAACUAUGGGAUGAACUGGAUGAGACAGGUUCCUGGGAAAGGACUGGAAUGGGUUGCACUCAUCUAUUAUGAUUCCAGUAAAAGGUUCUACUCAGACAAAGUGAAGGGCCGCUUCACCAUCUCCAAGGACAAUCCCAAAAGCCAGCUGUCUCUGCAAAUGAACAGCCUCAAAGCUGAAGACACGGCAAUCUAUUACUGUGCGAGAGACACAGUGAGGGGAAGUGAAUCUGAAGCCAAGCAAAAACCUUCCUUUCUUCAGAAAAGCUCUUCAACUUGA
Messenger RNA from Thamnophis elegans (Western terrestrial garter snake), 798 nucleotides. RefSeq lists its product as uncharacterized. Gene Ontology annotation, biological process: phagocytosis, recognition; B cell receptor signaling pathway; positive regulation of B cell activation. Gene Ontology annotation, molecular function: antigen binding; immunoglobulin receptor binding. Gene Ontology annotation, cellular component: immunoglobulin complex, circulating; blood microparticle; external side of plasma membrane. Bases 1 to 798 code for a protein of 265 amino acids. The record is from RefSeq and is a predicted model, not a curated record. The transcript has 5 exons. NCBI's taxonomy places the organism in Eukaryota, Metazoa, Chordata, Lepidosauria, Squamata, Natricidae.